Messenger RNA from Aspergillus calidoustus, 1554 nucleotides. The record is from the annotation of a GenBank genome assembly. NCBI's taxonomy places the organism in Eukaryota, Fungi, Ascomycota, Eurotiomycetes, Eurotiales, Aspergillaceae.
AUGAACCAGUCCCCACAAAACGACCAGGCUGAAAAGGAAAGAAAAAUGCGCGCCAGUCGGCCAAAGGUGCGUACUGGCUGUGCCACCUGCAAGAGUCGGCAUAAGAAAUGCGACGAGGGCCGGCCGUCCUGCCUCAUGUGCAUCCGUGUUGGACGCGCAUGCGAGUACCGAGAAACAGUAGAUCGCCGCAGGAGGCAUGCAGGCGGAGUGGGCUUGGGAGGCCAGAUGGCUGGAGCAACACCCGCUGCAAACUACCAUCAUCGGUCCGGUCUAAUAAUACUGGCGCCAGCAGUUCCCGCAGCUGCAGGGCAGUCAAGCCUCGAUCUGGAAGAGCGCCAGUAUCUAGACUUUUUCCGAAAAGCCACCGCAGCGCAGUGCGCUGGCUACUUCUACGAUGAGUUCUGGCAGCGACUGGUCCAUCAGGUUAGUGAAGAGCAGCCGGCGGUUCGUCAUGCUGUUAUUGCCCUAGGUUCGCUUAACUAUAGAUUCCUGCAACUACGGUCGGGCGCCAGUAACAGGGCAUUGCAGGGAACCUUCACUCUGCAGCAGUGUAACAAAUCCAUAGUUUGCCUUCGACAGAUACUACAGGCCAGUCACCUAGGCCGCCAGAGUACGGAGGUGGCGUUGAUCACCUGCAUACUCCUGGUUUCUACGCUGCUGUUCCAGGAAGACGCGCAAUGGGCAAGUCACCACUUGCAGGCAGGGUUAAAGCUGCUGAAGGAGUAUACGAGCCACAAUCCACACCAAAGCUCAGUGAGUAUAGCGAUAGAACGGGCUUUCGCUGGAGUACAUUUGAGCUGGUUAGCUUUCAGCACGCCAGAGGUCAUCGCGGACAAUUCCUUCCCCUCUCCGAUUCCAAGACGAUUCCCAGAAAUAUCCAAUGACAUUUCCACAGCCAACGAUUUUGUGGUUAGUCUUGCUCGACUUGUAUUGCUUGGUUCUCCAAGAGUCGCGUCAGAAGCAGACACCCUCUUCAGCGAAUUAGGCGCCUGGAGAAAACAAACCAAAGCAUCCACCAUCGCCUUCCAACAGCGUUCACAGCGCGAUCGCGAUGCAUUAGUGCUCCUCAAACUGUGGAGCGAAGUCCUCUACGUCAUUCUGAGCGUGGAAACGCAGUCCUCGCCAGAGCCACGGGAAAUUCGAUACGAUGCCUUCCUUGCACACUUCCAACACAGCAUCGAGUUAGCAAAGAGACUACUCACAACCACAUCAAGGCUCGAGCCUGUUCCGACUUUCUCCGUGAACCUUGGAGUCAUCGCGCCGCUCUUCUUCUGUGGCUUCAAGUGUCGCGACUGGCUAGUCAGACAAGAAGCGUUACUUUUACUGCGUCGAUGGCGUCGGCAGGAGGGGAUCUGGUCGUCUGAUGCGACAGCUCGUCUUUUGACGCGGGUUAUUGGGAUUGAGACUGGCGCGUUCGGGCCGGAAGAUAUAAUUCCUAUGGCUGCGCGUAUCGAGUCUGUACAUGCUGAAAUUACUGGGUCUAAUUCUGGGUUAUGUCUUUGGUAUCGUCGAGCUGGGGAUGAGAACUGGAUGACAGAUAAGUUGGACCAAUGA